CGAAAUUGAACCACGUAUAACACUAGUUAGACAACCAUUCGCUGUCUAUACGAGGCGAAUCAAAAAUUACAUAAAUCGCAUCGAUUUUUUUUACCGUUAUAUUUAAAAUGAGCAAUGUGGAUGUGAAAAUCAAUUCAGAAAUAAACAAUAAUAGUGGUAGUUGUUUGGCGGGAAAAGUAUUGCGGAAAACAUCACAAGUGUCGUUAUCUAGUGUGUCGGACUGUCAAUCGGAUUCUAGUGAAGAUGGAUCGAAGAUUGAAAUGAAGACCUCCUUACAGGAGAUCGCUAAGAAGGUUGAAGAUAAAAGAGCUCUAUUCAAACUAAGAGGACGGUCAAUGUCUGAUGGAGAAGCAAGGAAACUAAAAGACGAUGAACUUAAUUUUGAAGUAUUCCCUAGUCUACCUAACUCAGUUUUGGAAAAACUUGGCCUUAGAGGAAAUGGACCUAGAGAGCACAUCAGCGAGGAGGAACUAGAACAAAAAUUCACCAGUUUAGCGUUAGCUUUCACCAUAGAUGCUGCCACCAUCAAAGACAGAUGUGAGCGUCAAAAGCGAUCCAGAGACCAAACCGAAACCAAUCUCAAUAUGGAAAUUGAGAAACUCCGGGAGAGACUGACGUUGAUGCAACCUCUCUGUACGGAUUACGAAAAAGCAGAGUUAUUUUCAACUAUAGUCACACAGAUAGACACCAUAAUGAAUGCUAUUUCUUUAGUGUCGAUGUCUGCGGAACGAUUUGGGGCUGUACAACAUGAAGAAAGGUUAACAGACUCUGUAGGUUUAAUGAUUAGCCAUGUGCAAACACUGAAACAACAAAGAGACGCUGCUAGAAGGCAAUUGCAAUUCACCAAAAGAGUUCUUCAAAAUUCGCCUGAUUCCCUAGGCAGUCCGACGACCUCCCUUAAAAGUACGUCUCCUCUCACGCCAAAUAGGAAAAUUAUAAGCCAAAGAAGAGCCAGCAUAGCUACUUUUACACAGCAACCUAAUGAAAAUAAGCCUUUUGUGGAAAUGAAAAAGAUUACUAGAAGAACGUCAGAUUUAUCUUUAAGACCACCUGCUUUGAAUAGAAUCAUUAGGCCUAAUAGAUUGGAUUUAGGUGGGGAAUUGGUGAAAAUUAAAGAGGGCUAUGCCGAAAUGGAAUUUUUACAGGAAACAGAAGUAACAUCAGAUGCAGAAAAUGAAGAAUCUCAGAAGGAAUCGCCUUCAACUAUGUCUAGUCCAGAAGAAGAGUGUCAGAAAGAAAUUGAUCUUUCAAAAUUACAUUUAAGGGACCGAUUCAUCUACGAAUACAGCAUAAUAAAAAAGACUGUGGAAGACAAAUACGAGAAUUGGACAGAAAAUGGAACGCUACAUAAUGUCUAUAGUUUUUGUGCUUUGCUAUGUUUUUCUUUUAGCCUUAUUAUGUUAGUGAACAUUUUUAUUGAAUACGAGUAUGCCAAGUGGGGAAUUUUGCCUUGGAGAAGCCAAAACGGUGAAAAUAACAUUAAAAAAUAAAUAAAAUGUAGAUCGACCAAUGUUAUUGUUUUGUGUUUUAUUGAAGAAAUGUUUUUGUAUACCUACUUGUUGAAUAUUACUUGAACUAUUUGUGACUAUUUAUUUUGAAAAUAUUAGAAAAUAAAGAUUAAAAAC
Molecule: messenger RNA, 1625 nt
Organism: Psylliodes chrysocephalus
Lineage: Eukaryota; Metazoa; Arthropoda; Insecta; Coleoptera; Chrysomelidae
Source: the annotation of a GenBank genome assembly